Molecule: messenger RNA, 2112 nt
Organism: Paramuricea clavata
Lineage: Eukaryota; Metazoa; Cnidaria; Anthozoa; Malacalcyonacea; Plexauridae
Source: the annotation of a GenBank genome assembly
AUGACUGGUUUGGCGUUUGCCAUAUUACUUGAUCUCUAUUUUUUGUUAUUUCAGCCUUGUAAAGGUAAGGACUCUAUUAAACUAUAGACACUAGACAGAACAAAUAAUAGAUUAAUUGUCACAGUUUUUUCUCGAUAAGCACAACAAGUUAAUACUCAAGGUUUUGGUUUUAGGGAAUAUAGGCCUGACGGAACAAAACAUGUUUAUUUAACUAUUGGGUGCUUUUUCACAUUCUUGAAUCUCUAUAUGACUAUAUGAAAACAAUUAUAAUUUUGCAUGGGCAUAACGCUUGAGUCCAUUUCCUGUAGCGCUGUAAAAUUAUCAUGUUAAAAUAAAUGCUUUUAUUAUUAUUAUUACUAGCGCUGCAAAGUUUAUCAUGUACAUUCAGAAAACAAACUUCGCGAUUUCAUCUCGCCUAGUUCGAUGAAGUCACUAAGUAACUUCAAAUGUCCGAACACUUGUGUGGAAUUUUGACAAUGCGCAGCCUUGCAUGCAGGAUAUAUGUUUUCUGACAUAUUCACAUAUUCGUCUGUGAAGCACCCAAUGAUAGAUAAGUUCUAGGAACAUUGGCUGACCCUGAAACGUAAUCUGAAUUCCAUUAUUUUUAACUUCUAAAAAUUAGAAUUUUUGUGUUUAGGAGUGAUCAUUUCACCACGUGAUGGAACAAAGCUUACAUUUCUACCUGGAUCAAGUAGGAAUAUAACAUGGACAUUUGAUGAUGCUAAAGCAGCUUACCGGGAUUGGUCUUUCACAAGUAGUGACGGCUUAGGAAGUGGGUUACUUGGAGGAAUAGUUUCUGAAUUUGAGCCUCAAAUAACAACGGACGUCUUACCCGGGGUUGACAUAAUAAAGCCAGCAACAUUGGCUUUAAGCAAUGUGGAUCAAAAUUAUAAUGGAACAUACACCUUUCUCCUUAAAGUAAAUGGCAAGCCAGAUGAUACGUCUGAUGUGAUUGUUUUUAUUGCAAGUAAGUUCAUUAAAAAUGUGCAAUAUAAAUUAUUUGAAGGUUUCGUCACAGACAGUUUAUAGAAGGGACAAGGUAGUAUGUAUGAAGAUCCAUGCAUGCAUGCAUGCAUGCAGUUUGGCGGUCGCUAGUUGUACGGCGUCUUCGUCACAAUUUUCAUACAUGUGUGUGUAUAAAGUCUCGAUCAAUGCAAUAUUUUGAAAUACUUCUUAUAUGAAAUAAUUUUUAUACUGAUCCACACUGGAAAAUUUAAACAAUUUGCAAAUUUUGGUUUUCUAGACUUUCUAGAAAAUUUCCGUGCUUUUUCUCGAAGAUCUCUAUAUACUAUAUAGAAUUUUAGAGGUUGACCGAAUUUCAAACCUUAUUUCAGGUAAUUUCUCCGUAUUUUCCACAGUAUGACAGUGUUUCAAAUUUUCUAGUGGUCCGUGCAGGGCCUCCCAGAGAAAUUCGGGGGCCCAGGACAAUUUUUUAAUUCGGAGACCCUAUUUUCCACCCAAAAAGUUGGUUAGCGAGUGGGGAGUUUACUAUUAUAAAAUUGUCAUUGUCAAUGAUUUACUGGUCAUUUCCAAUCAAAAAUCGCAUCAAAAUCUAGUUCAAUUUUAUCCAAAAUACCGUUGGCAACAAUAUACUUUAGUUGGCAACAAGUCCCGAAAACGCAUAAGUGCAUGAGUAUAUACUGUCAAAUAAUAUCUUUAGUGAACAAGCAUUUAUUGACUUCAAUAAUUCUCUCCAUGACUGAAUUUAUUUAUUUACUCGUUCUUUAAUUUUUAAUUUUUUUGUUAAAACAUCGAUCUUUGCCCAACCUUAACUUUACAAAAUAACUUUACCGUACAUUUUUAGUAAAGCCAACUGUGACAACUUGUUCCAGUCCUGUCACAGUGGUUGAAGGGAAUGAUAUUACAUGUGAAUGUCAAGCACAGGGUGGUAACCCUGCUGCCAAUGUAACAUGGUUUAAAGAUGACAUACAGAUCGGUGAAACAGGAAAGGAAGAACAAACAUUAACUCGACGUAAUGUUAGUGCUGCAGAUAGCGGAACGUACAAAUGUGUAGCCGAGAGCUAUCCCGAUGCAAAGUUUAAAGAUGAAGGAUUGAUCACAGUUGUAGUAAAACUUAAAUGUAAGUAUCGUUGCCGUUGGUACUCAAGUUAA